This is a messenger RNA of Papaver somniferum (opium poppy), 346 nucleotides long. RefSeq names its product nitronate monooxygenase-like. The transcript is spliced from 2 exons. The record is from RefSeq and is a predicted model, not a curated record. The annotation marks the transcript as partial. Gene Ontology annotation, molecular function: nitronate monooxygenase activity. NCBI's taxonomy places the organism in Eukaryota, Viridiplantae, Streptophyta, Magnoliopsida, Ranunculales, Papaveraceae.
AUUUGAUCAAACUCAUACUGUCAGGGCAAUUUUCGAAGAGAAACUCGCAUGCAUGCAAGUUUUCUGGGGGGACUAUCCCAAAGAGAUGGUGGAUGAAGCACAUAAAAAUGGAGUCCAGAUCUUGCACCAGGUUGGUUCAAUUGCGGAUGCAGAAAAAGCAAUUGCUGCAGGUGUUGAUUGUAUCAUCGCACAGGGGGUAGAAGCCGGAGGACAUGUCAUCGGAAAUGUCAGUUGGCAUGCUUUGGUUCCAAGAAUCGUCGAUUUAAUCGGUGACAAGAAUAUAACAGUUGUUGCUGCUGGAGCUAUUGCAGACCCCCGUGGUUUUGUGGGUGCCAUAUCACUUGGA